This is a messenger RNA of Pipistrellus kuhlii (Kuhl's pipistrelle), 4844 nucleotides long. RefSeq names its product leucine rich repeat and fibronectin type III domain containing 1 (gene LRFN1). NCBI's taxonomy places the organism in Eukaryota, Metazoa, Chordata, Mammalia, Chiroptera, Vespertilionidae. The transcript has 6 exons. The record is from RefSeq and is a predicted model, not a curated record. Gene Ontology annotation, molecular function: protein binding. The coding region runs from base 1654 to 4038 and encodes 794 amino acids.
CCUCCUGCUGGGGAGAUGUGGAGUGGUUGGUCUUGUUCCGAGCCCCUCUGGAGGCCUGGAGCCCUGCCUAAGGAUUCCAGUGAAGGGUAUGGCAGUGUCCUGAGGGGCCAGGCUAGGGAAGGGGUGAUGACAAGGUCAGGAGCAUCAUGGGUAAGGGCUCAUAGAACCAGGGCACGGGUAGCAGAUGGGGGGGUUUCCUCAUGAUGGCAGUAAAGGGUAUCAGAGAGUUCAUGGCAUGAACUGACCCCCGCGUUUGGAGAGUGACAUGAAUGUGUCUACCAUUUGUGUGUGUGGGGGAAGAUCUCCUGGGACUCCAGCCUGCUGGUGGCUGAGAGAGCCAGAGGGAAAUAGCAACAGCAAUAGCAUAGAUGUUUAUGUAGUGUUGACUUUGCCAGGAGCUGUUCUAAUCACGUUACACUGCAUUAUCUCACAUAAUCCCUACAAUGACCUGAUGCGGUAAGUAUUCUUAUAGCCCCAUUUUACAGAGGAGCAUGCUAAGGCACAGAGAAGGUAAGUCACUUGAGCAGAGUCACACAGCGGGAAUUGGGGUGUGAACCUGGACAGUCGGGAUUGGUUUCUGUCCAGCAAUGUUGCACUGCCUCUCAGUAAAUGUUAGCUAUUUUCAUUGCUAUUGUAGUUCCUUCAACUGAGUCUCACCCCAGCGGUGGGAGGUGAAGCGCUGUACUCAGUGCUGUCACUGUCAUAGAUGUGUUUCUGAGCCCUAGAGACCCACAGCCAGACGGGUGUGGACGGGGCCUCCUACCUCAGGAGUUCCGCCUUCCAGGCCAGGGUUUCCUGUCCAGUACAGGGUCCCAGAGGGAGGGCAAGACGAGUAGUCGGAGGCCUUGGAAAUGGUAGGGCCCCCUGACUUGGCCUCUUUUUCUCUCAUCAGCCCAGGGACUGUCUCCUUCAGUUUCUGUCUCACUCUUUGUCUCUAUACAAUCUGAUUCUCCCUUCCUUUCUCUCCUUCUCUCACUUCCUCUCUCCUUUAGAUCUCAGUCUCUAUUUUUUGUCUUCUCUACUAAGUUUUUCUGUCUCUCAAUCCUUGUCUCUUCACCUUUCUUUCAGAUUUUCCUCUCUCUCUCUCUGUCUUUGUCUCUGCCCGCCUAUCUCUACCUCCCCUUGUCUCUCGCUAGUCUCCUCACUCUCUCUCUCUUAGUCUCUUGGUUCCUCCUCUCCACAUCUAUCUUCCCUCUCCCCACAGGGAUGAAGGACCAGGCCACCUUAGGUCACAGCCCCAGACUGCAGAUUCCUGGGAGGCGGGCCAGCAGGGACUGGGGUGCAGGAUGGGGUGAAAACAGUUUCAGGGAUGCCCCCUUUGCAUCCUUUCCUCCUCACCCUCCACCAACCCCAUGUUGUGAUGGGAGCUGACAUGUCGUGGGCUGCAGCUGCCACAGGGGAAUCCCUGCUGGAAGGUUUUGCCUGGAGCAGAGGAAUGGCAUGCGUGUGUGAGUGUCUGUGUGUCUGUGUAGGCAUGUGUGGGGUCUUUAUGUGUCCACAGAUGUGAGCACAGAAGUCUACCCCCUGCUUGGGAGCUCAGAAGAGCCUAGGAUGAACCAAGAUGAAGAAACCGAAAUUCAGAGAGGUUCAGACACUUGCCCGAGGUCAUACAGCUAGUCUUACUGUCCAUUCCUCCCACCUCCCCACUGCACCAUGGCUCCCGGCCCUUUCUCCUCUGCGCUGCUCUUGCCACCACCUGCAGCCCUGUCCUUUCUGCUGCUGCUCUGGGCAGGGGCAUCUCGCGCCCAGCCCUGUCCUGGCCGCUGCAUCUGCCAGAACGUGGCGCCCACGCUGACCAUGCUGUGCGCCAAGACCGGCUUGCUCUUUGUGCCGCCAGCCAUUGACCGGCGUGUGGUGGAGCUGAGGCUCACAGACAACUUCAUUGCGGCCGUCCGCCGCCGAGACUUCGCCAACAUGACCAGCCUGGUGCACCUCACCCUCUCCCGCAAUACCAUCGGCCAGGUGGCGGCCGGCGCCUUUGCUGACCUCCGUGCCCUCCGGGCUCUGCACCUUGACAGCAACCGCCUGGCCGAGGUGCGUGGCGACCAGCUCCGCGGCUUGGGCAACCUCCGCCAUCUGAUUCUCGGAAACAACCAGAUCCGCCGGGUGGAGUCGGCAGCCUUCGAUGCCUUCUUGUCCACCGUGGAGGACCUGGAUCUGUCCUACAACAACCUCGAGGCCCUGCCCUGGGAGGCCGUGGGCCAGAUGGUGAACCUGAACACCCUCACGCUGGACCACAAUCUCAUCGACCACAUCGCCGAAGGUACCUUCGUGCAACUUCACAAACUGGUUCGCCUGGACAUGACCUCCAACCGCCUCCACAAACUGCCCCCUGACGGGCUCUUCCUGAGGUCCCAGGGCCCCGGGCCCAAGCCGCCCACGCCGCUCACCGUGAGCUUUGGCGGCAACCCCCUGCACUGCAACUGCGAGCUGCUCUGGCUGCGGCGGCUGACCAGGGAGGAUGACUUGGAAACGUGUGCCACCCCCGAGCACCUCACUGACCGUUACUUCUGGUCCAUCCCGGAGGAGGAGUUCCUGUGCGAGCCCCCGCUGAUCACACGGCAGGCGGGGGGCCGGGCCCUCGUGGUGGAGGGCCAGGCAGUCAGCCUGCGGUGCCGCGCCGUGGGCGACCCCGAGCCCGUGGUGCACUGGGUGGCACCUGACGGGCGGUUGCUGGGGAACUCCAGCCGGACCCGCGUCCGGGGGGAUGGGACGCUGGAUGUAACUAUCACCACCUUGCGGGACAGCGGUACCUUCACCUGCAUCGCCUCCAAUGCCGCCGGAGAAGCCACGGCGCCCGUGGAGGUGUGCGUGGUGCCCCUGCCUCUGAUGGCGCCCCCGCCGGCUGCCCCGCCGCCUCUCACUGAGCCUGGCUCCUCGGACAUCGCCACGCCCAGCCGACCUGGUGCCAAUGAAUCCGCCGCUGAGCGCCGGCUGGUGGCGGCGGAGCUCACCUCCAGCUCCGUGCUUAUCCGCUGGCCGGCGCAGCGGCCUGUGCCCGGCAUCCGCAUGUACCAAGUCCAGUACAACAGCUCCGCUGACGACUCCCUCGUCUACAGGGAAAAGAGCAAGAGGAAUCCUAGUCUCUCUGAGAGGGGAGAGGGAAAGAAAAGAAAGACUUGCAGCCUGGGGCUCAGGGUUGGGAGGAUGAUCCCCUCCACCAGCCAGACCUUCCUGGUGAAUGAUCUGGCGGCAGGCCGCGCCUACGAUUUGUGCGUGCUGGCGGUCUACGAUGAUGGUGCCACGGCGCUGCCAGCCACGCGCGUGGUGGGCUGCGUGCAGUUUACCACGGCCGGCGACCCAGCGCCCUGCCGCCCGCUGCGGGCCCACUUCCUGGGCGGCACCAUGAUCAUUGUCAUCGGGGGCGUCAUCGUCGCCUCGGUCCUCGUCUUCAUCGUUCUGCUCAUGAUCCGCUACAAGGUCUAUGGCGACGGAGAUGGCCGCCGGGUCAAGGGCUCCCCGAGGUCACCCCCGCGGGUCAGCCACGUGUGCUCGCAAACCAAUGGUGCAGGCGCGGCCCCUCCGCCGGCGCCCGAGUGCCGCGUGGCGCUGCGCGAGGAGGCGGCCGCGGCCGUGGAGGUGGAAGCCAAGGCCGCGGGGGCAGAGACGGCAGUGCCCGCAGACCCGGAGGCGGUCUUCGGGCGCCCCCUGGGCAGCUCGGCCACCUCGCUGUGUCUCCUGCCAUCGGAGGAGACCUCUGGGGAGGAGUCUCGGGCCGCCGUGGGUCCUCGGAGGAGCCGCUCGGGGGCCUUGAAGCCGCCAGCCACGGCGCCCUCCGCGCUGGCUUUGGUUCCGGGGGCGGCGCCCGCACGGCCGCGGCCACAGCAGCGGUAUUCGUUCGACGGGGACUACGGGGUGCUCUUCCAGAGCCACAGCUACCCGCGCCGCGCCCGGCGGACAAAGCGCCACCGCUCCACGCCGCACCUGGACGUGGCGGGCGGGGGCGCGGCCGGGGAGGACGGAGAGCUGGGGCUGGGCUCCGUCCGCGCGCGCCUGGCCUUCACCAGCACCGAGUGGAUGCUGGAGAGCACCGUGUGAGCGGCCGGGGCGGCGCCGGGACCCGGACAGGACAGACGCUGAGCUGCCCGGACCCUGGGGCAGGACUGGAGGGAAAAGCACAGCGCCAAGACCUCUGCCUGGAGGGAGGGAGGCCCUUCUCCCGAGGGGGCGCUGCGGCCUCCGCUGCGGCUCCAGGCAAUGCACCGCGUCCCGGGGAGUGAGGAGCGGCCGCGGGCUCUCCUCCCUGAGAACUCCUCGUCCCCUCCUGUCCCUCCCCCAGCGCGCUCGCGGACCUCGCCGGAGCUGGUGCCUUACACAGCGAAGCGCGGGGAGGGGCAGGGCCCCCCCACACUGCAGCACUGAGACACGAGCCUCCUCCCCCUGCCCGGGACCAGGGGCAGGGAUGAGGGGCCCAUUUCUUGUAUCUGGCUGGACUAGAUCCUAUUCUGUCCCGCGGCGGCCUCCAAAGCCCCACCCCCAGCCCAUUCACCUCUUUGAUCCCGUAGGGUCUGGCUUGGGGUCCCCUUUUCUCUGUUCCCCUCUUUUUGUGUCUAUCCUGCUCUCUGUCUUCUCUGUCGUUAUGUCUCUGCUCUUCUCUACUUGUCUCUUUUUUCUCUGUCCUAUCGUCUCUUCUCCUGCCCUCCCAUAUUUUGUCCAGUCUCUGUCUCUCCGGGAUUACCUCCCCCACUACACAUUCUCCCGGGCAGGUCCCACUGGAAGGACCAGACUCUCCCAAUUCCUUCCUUUUUCCUCAAAUAAAUCCCCACAUGAAUAAAAUCCAAAACAAAGUCCUCCCUACGGAGCCAGGACCCCCGCCGCAGCAGAAUUAAAUUUUUUUCUGUGUC